UGUCAGGCCAUCACAACGCUAAACCCACUCCAGCUACUCUCCCUCACUUCGCUUCACCUCACCACGCUAACCCGCAAACUGUCAGUCCCCACAAUUAAACAUUUGGAAAGUGACAACGUCGCAACAUUUAUAGUCCGUUCCUGAGGCCAGUCUGGUUAUUGUGAGGUGAGCAGCAGUCGGGUUAUAUAUAAUCUAAGCUCCCUAUAUAACUUCAUUGUUCACCACCCUCAAUGACCACGACGCUGUCCAAUCUCUAAUCGCCAGCAAAGGUGCCACAUCACCGCCAACACCACCAGGUCUCUUAAUUGGCCGCACCACACCACCUCGACUCGCCCUGCCAGACGGACCAGUUCUGUCUAUCUAGCCAUCAUGAAGCUCUCCCUCGCCUUCUCCGUCGUCGCCUGCGCUGUCACCUUGGUGGCCGCAUGGAGCAAAGAAGACCAAGAAAUCUUCCGCCUCCGCGACGAAAUCGCCCUCUCCGAAGGCCCCGAAGUAACCUUCUACGACUUCCUCAACCUCAAGCAAAACGCCAACCACGACGAGAUAACCAAAGCCUACAAAAAGCGCUCCCUCGCCCUUCACCCCGACAAGGUAAAGCAGAAGUUCAUCGCUUCCCGCACCAAAUCCACCGACAAGUCCAAGAAACCCGCCGGCCGCCCUUCAAACGCUGAAAUCAAUGCCGCCGCUAAAGCCGCCUCAGACCGCUUCGCGCGCCUGGGUCUCGUUCAGAAACUCUUGAAAGGGCCGGAGCGCGCGCGCUACGAUCAUUUCCUCGCUAAUGGCUUCCCCGUCUGGAAGGGGACUGGAUACUACUACGCGCGUUUUCGCCCUGGCUUCGGCACUGUGCUUCUGGGAUUGUUCAUCUUCGUCGGCGGCGCGGGACACUACUUCGCCUUGUACCUCGGCUGGAAGAGACAGCAGGAAUUCGUAGGCCGCUAUGUUAAGUUCGCGCGCCGCGCGGCGGGGAGCGCGAAUCUCACCAUCCCCGGUAUUGAUGCAGGCGCCGAGACACCACCGGCGACGGAUAGCGAUGCGGAGGCUGCUAUGCAACCUAUGAACCGUAGGCAGAGACGCAUGCAGGAGAAGGAUUCGCGCAAGGAGAAGCCGGAGAAGAAGGUUAAGGCGCCUAAGGCGAAGGUUUCCCCAGCUGAUACGCCGACUGGUGUUACGGGGCCGAAGAAGCGCGUUGUGGCUGAGAAUGGGAAGAUCCUCGUUGUUGAUGCUGUGGGAAAUGUGUAUCUCGAGCAGCGUAAUGAUGAUGGUGAGAUGCAGGAGCUUUUGCUUGAUCCUGCUGAGCUCCAAUCCCCCCGCCUCCGCGACACAGCCCUCAUCCGCCUCCCCGUCUGGAUCUACGCCAAGACCGCAGGCCGCUUCCUCUCCCCCGCCCCCGCCGCGGACUCCGACUCCGACUACGACGAGGGCGACGACUUCACGUCUGAGAACGACACUGCCGGCGAGACGAGCGGUGCUACGCGCUCUAGGGGUGUGAAGAAGGUGCGCGGCAGGAAGGGUGGACGGAAAUAGACGGAUGUGAGAUGUCUGUUUUUCCGCUUCGCUGUUGUUGGGUGUUUUUAAGUGUAGGCUUUGGGUGGUGGUGGUGGAGGGAAAUGGUUGAAGGGUGGGGGAGGGGAUUCGAGUGUAAAUAGGGGGAAAAAGAUGGAUAAAA
Pseudogymnoascus verrucosus is the source of this 1666-nucleotide messenger RNA. RefSeq lists its product as uncharacterized. NCBI's taxonomy places the organism in Eukaryota, Fungi, Ascomycota, Leotiomycetes, Thelebolales, Thelebolaceae. The coding region runs from base 370 to 1524 and encodes 384 amino acids. The record is from RefSeq and is a predicted model, not a curated record. The transcript is spliced from 3 exons. Gene Ontology annotation, cellular component: endomembrane system.